Messenger RNA from Coccinella septempunctata (seven-spotted ladybird), 2993 nucleotides. RefSeq names its product protein Wnt-6 (gene Wnt6). The record is from RefSeq and is a predicted model, not a curated record. Lineage: Eukaryota; Metazoa; Arthropoda; Insecta; Coleoptera; Coccinellidae. Gene Ontology annotation, biological process: neuron differentiation; multicellular organism development; cell fate commitment. The transcript has 4 exons. Bases 186 to 1238 code for a protein of 350 amino acids. Gene Ontology annotation, molecular function: frizzled binding; cytokine activity. Gene Ontology annotation, cellular component: extracellular region.
ACUUCGAGAUCUAUUCCUGCUUCCUUCGGGAACCCCGUCCACCUGGCGAACCACCACAGUUGCGCAAGCGUAUUCCUCUCGAACCCGUCGCACCAGCUUACUCCUCGAUGCCGCUCAGCCACCGACGGUGCCAGCAUCCUCUGCGGCCAGUCAUGGGGCUCGCUUAAGUGAGUGAGUGCUCUGUCAUGCACGUAGUGCUCGUGUCCGUAUGCCUGCUGCUCGUCACCCCCAUCUCGAUGUCCUGGUGGGCCGCUGGAAGCCAGUUGGUUAUGGAUCCAUAUCAAAUUUGUAAGAAGACGAGGCGCUUGAAAGGAAAGCUGGCGGAUAUUUGUAACAAUAAGCCAGGUUUAUUGAAACAAAUAGCGGUUGGAAUAGGUUUGGGACAGAGUGAAUGUCAGUAUCAAUUUAGGUUUAGGAGGUGGAAUUGCACGUCGGCCAGAAAGAGUAUAAAAAAAGUUCUCAUGUCAGAUACCAGAGAAACCGGCUUCGUGAAUGCUCUCAUUGCUGCGGGGGUGACAUACCAAAUAACAAGAGCUUGCACAACAGGUGACCUUAUAGGUUGCUCGUGCGACAGAAAAAUGAAGCGACAUAAAAAACAUAGAAAAAAGCAAAAGCUGGAUCCGAUGCCAGAUGGUGAUUGGGAGUGGGAGGGUUGUGGGGGUGAGAAUGUAGAUUUUGGGGUGAAGAAGUGCAAAGACUACCUAGAUACUAGGUAUAGAAGAAGGAGCGAUAUGAAGACGCUAGUGAAAUUGCAUAAUUAUGCCGCAGGAAGAUUGGCUGUCAAAAACAACAUGCGAAUGGAAUGCAAGUGCCACGGUCUGUCCGGCUCCUGCACAUUGAAAACGUGCUGGAGGAAGCUCCCGAACUUCAGGGAAGUCGGGAAUCGUCUCAAAGAACGUUUCGAUGGGGCUGCAAAGGUCAUCGCUGGCAACGACGGCCAGAGUUUCAUGCCGGAGGGCGAAACCAUCAAACCUCCGGGCAAACUAGAUCUGGUCUACUCGGAGGACUCCCUCAACUUCUGCGACCCAAACAGCUCGAUGGGUUCUUUUGGAACUCAAGGAAGAGUUUGCGACGACAAGAGUUUGGGGGAGGAGGGUUGUGGUAUUCUGUGCUGCGGCAGAGGUUUCAAAAAGUACUAUAAAACCGAAAGAAAAAAUUGCAAGUGUAAGUUCGAAUGGUGUUGUGAAGUGAAAUGUCAGGUGUGCAACGAAACUCGCGCUAUAAGUACUUGCUUGUGAUUUUCGCCAAAGACAGUUGAACUAUUCUGCUUGAGCUUGAAUCGGGAAAUAUUAGGUGAGAAAUUUUUAGAUUUGGAAGGAGUAGUGUAUGUAAGAAAAUGUGAUAAUCUCGAAUUGAUAUUAUAUGUAAUUUCAUCUUCUUUCCAUUUUAGAGCCUAUUGUUUUCAAUAUCAUAAAUAUCAUUUCAUAAAAUAUCCGCAUUUUGAAUCCGAAACGCAAACUUUAGAAGGAAGAAUAUAGAAAUAUACAGGGUCAGCCUUUGACAUGAACAAAAAGUUACUUUUCAUGUGAAAGCAUCAAGAAAUGCUGCCUUUAUAUUAAUUUGAAAUUCACUGCCUGAUUUUCGGCAAAUGGCAAGAGUAUAAACAAAGGAGAUCAAUUGAAAAAGUAUGCAAUAUAUCGGAGAAAUACUUGGUUUUUCACUUAAUAAUACAUUUCCAACAAAUUCACAUUAAACUCAUUAUAAUUCAUCAUUGUCAAACAACUUUCAACCACAACUUUUUCAUUCUUCGUACACAAGUAGAAAAGCAUUUCGAAAUAUACCUAUGAAUACCAACAAGAAUCAUAACAAAAACAAAUGAAAAUGGAUCAAAUUGAGGUUGGGCGAAUCACAAAUUUUUUUUAAAACAGAUUAUAAGAUUUUCACAAAAUGAGUUUUUAAACCGCGAUACGUGUUGUGAAAAUCGUAGUCUGAAGUUCAAUUAUGGAUUAUCAUCAAGUAUCGGCCAAAACAAUUCAUCUAAUUUUUUUUUUGGUACUGUUAUAGCUCCACAAAAUUGGGUAUCCGAUAUUUCGGUCUAUGUAAGGUUAUCUUUUUUACAUAUUUCUCAAGACAUUCUAUAAUAUGAUUUGAAUCUUAUUGGAUCUUUCACAAUUAAUUUACUAUGAAAACCAGAAUAUAAUUACUUUCAUGAGAAUUUUUUUUUCAAUUUUCUCUUUUUUUCAUAAUAAUUCUUGUGACAAUCUGCCAUGCGGAGUACCAAGUUUUGUUAUAAAGUGAGAAGAAGUAACCUAUAAGAAUGAAUAAUAUCAUAGACAUGUCGAAAACAAAUGUCGUAUAAGAAUGAGUCUGAGGAAAAAUUCGUGAAGAAUUGAUCGCCAGAUCACGAAUACAUGAUUCGUAAUAUCAAAGGAUAAAUGCCUGCUCAUGGUUUUCAUCCACGAUCUAUGCAUGAAAUGAUCCUAAUUUAUGCCUUUACCUGAGCAUCAAGACAUUCGUAAAUCUCCUAUGAUUAAUGAGUCAUUUUAUUCACUGAUUGUUCAUAAUAUACUCACUUAUCAUUGGUGAUUCAUGAUCCAUUAUUCACUGGUGUAUCAAACUUUAUGGCCACAACCAUAGAGAGGCUCAGAACAUAAUAUACAGAGAUAUUGAUUAUAUUGACAUGUUAGGAAUUACCGUAGCGAGUAUUGAGAUAUUGAAAUAAUAUAUUGAAAAUGAGGUGAGUUAUUUUAGAAAUAAACUUUUUAAAUUUUUGGAUAACUUACAGUAUCCUACUCACAUGCUAUGGCUUCCAUUCUCUUGGAUGAUUUACUGAAAUCUAGUUCGUAUCGUUUUGUAAACGUCAUCCAUAUGAUUAAGAGCUAUCAAAAUAUGCUGGUUGAAUAUCCUUUUUGAAAUUCUUCGUAGAAUGAUAUUUUCUCCUCUGGUAGAACAACUGGUGAUCACAUAAUUAUAUUGUCAUUGCCAAAUAAUCCAUAAUGAGACGAAAAACAAUAUCGAAAUGUCAAAAACUCCACAAAUUUGUGAACUACAGA